AUGGAACUCUCUCUCUGCACCACUCUUCUCCUGACCAUCUCCUGCUGCCUGUGGAAUACGGAAGCUCGCACACAUGGAGCUACGCUCACGGUGCCAAAUGGGGGUGACUGGGGUGACUGGGGCUCAAACGAAUUUUGCCCAAGAGGCUAUGCUUAUGGCUUCACCCUGAAGGUGGAAGAUCCCCAAGGGUUACGUGAUGAUACAGCUCUUAAUGGAAUCCGUUUGUAUUGUAAUGAUGGCUCAACAAUUGAGUCUAGCGUUGGACCGUGGGGAUACUGGAUCCCAAAGCAGUUUUGUCACACAGGUUUCCUGGUUUCUUUUUCUCUGAGAGUGGAAAAAGCUCAAGGAAUUGGUGAUGAUACAGCAGCUAACAAUAUCCAAUUCACCUGCAGUGAUGGUGGUAUCCUGAACGGCUCUGGCAUGACAUGGGGUGAAUUUGGUCCAUGGAGCAAUCGCUGUGCAUUGAUUGGGAUAUGUGGGAUCCAAACAAAGGUGGAGCGUGAACAGGGCAGUGGCGAUGACACAGCACUCAAUGAUGUGAAGUUUUAUUGCUGUUAAUGGCUGAUCCAUAUUUCCUCGCCUAUAAGUAUACUUUUACUAUGCAUUUUCGAAGAAUGUUAAUUAUAGUUAAAUAUUAACUUGAGAAUGGAGGAUAUGUUUGUACAUAAUGUCAUGGUAAAAGAUACCUCCCUCUCCAAGGAUUGGAGAGGUAGAAGGGCAGUGGCAGAACUCAAACAUUGCAAAUUAUUGACUGUCUCCCAUCUUGUCAAUUUGUUCCAAUUCACAGCACCAAAAUGUAAUACCGUA
Molecule: messenger RNA, 807 nt
Organism: Protobothrops mucrosquamatus (brown spotted pit viper)
Lineage: Eukaryota; Metazoa; Chordata; Lepidosauria; Squamata; Viperidae
Product: vitelline membrane outer layer protein 1-like
Exons: 3
Coding region: 1-558 (185 amino acids)
Source: RefSeq, a predicted model, not a curated record